Amyelois transitella is the source of this 516-nucleotide messenger RNA. RefSeq lists its product as uncharacterized. The transcript has 2 exons. The coding region runs from base 1 to 516 and encodes 171 amino acids. The record is from RefSeq and is a predicted model, not a curated record. NCBI's taxonomy places the organism in Eukaryota, Metazoa, Arthropoda, Insecta, Lepidoptera, Pyralidae.
AUGAGACAGGGGGGUUUGACCUCGCCCAAGCUUUUCAACUUAUACAUUAACAAGCUGAUCGAGAGACUCAGCAGCACCUACAUAGGAUGUCAUGUAGGUGAGACGUGCAUUAAUAACAUCAGCUACGCCGACGACAUGGUGCUGCUGAGUCCAUCGAUCGGUGCCGCCUUGAAGAAGCUUCUGCACAUAUUUGCUCGCUGUAGCAAACAAGCCAAACUAACACUUUUUAAAGCAUACUGUCAGUCGUUCUACACGUGCGGCCUGUGGGUCGACUUUACGCAGCGGGCAUAUGGCGCACUGCGCGUUCAGUACAAUAACGCGUUCAGGAUGUUGUUCGGUGUGCCGCGUUUCUGCAGCGCAUCAUCUAUGUUCGCUGAGGCGCCCACCGAUUGCUUCUACACAAUCAUCAGAAAGCGGUGCGCGUCGCUGCGGGCGCGAGUACGCGGCGCGGCGAACACCGUCCUGAGCGUGUUGGCUGACCGAUGGGACUCACCAUUGUUUUGCCGCUGGAUAUAG